UUGGUGCACCGAUUGAUUUUAUUGAAAUGGCUUCGAGUUCCCGUGGAUUACGCUUGAUAAAAGCAAUAGAAAUCUACACUAAGUCAAGACCAAACCAAUGGGAUACCAGCACAGUAUUCAAUAAGGUGAAAAUCCUGUCAGCCAAUGAGGGUCAACUCCGCGCUUCGUUCACAGUAGACUCGUCAAUGUGCAACCCACUGGACACCCUCCAUGGGGGGUACGUGUCCACGGUGGUGGACGUGCUGUCCAUGUUUGGACAGAUGAGCCAUGCCCAGGGGAAGAUAGCCUGGACUACCAACAUGAAUGUUGUCUACCUCAACGCAGCAUUCAAAGGGGACCAGUUAAUAGUCUCAACUGUCCCUCUGACCAUGGGCAGGACGCUCAGCAUGGAAACCACUCUGGUCAACGAAAGAUCCGGGGCGGUCGUGGCUAAAGGCACCACGAUGUUCCUGCAAGGAGGUGAUAAGUUCCAGACAGGAGCUAAGGAUAUAUUAGGGUUCGAUGUUUAUGAGAACUAGUGUGGUAGAUCGGGUCUGGUGGUCUGGUGGUAGCUACUUAUACACUCACGGGCAAUGAAAAAGUUCCACUCUCACUUUCGACACCGAACGACCCUUAUUUUUUCAAAGAUUUAAUUUAAAAUUUGAACAAAAUAUAAAC
Plutella xylostella (diamondback moth) is the source of this 657-nucleotide messenger RNA. Its product is annotated as acyl-coenzyme A thioesterase 13. The record is from RefSeq and is a predicted model, not a curated record. Gene Ontology annotation, molecular function: fatty acyl-CoA hydrolase activity. Lineage: Eukaryota; Metazoa; Arthropoda; Insecta; Lepidoptera; Plutellidae.